Messenger RNA from Dermacentor silvarum, 1593 nucleotides. Its product is annotated as cytochrome P450 3A6. NCBI's taxonomy places the organism in Eukaryota, Metazoa, Arthropoda, Arachnida, Ixodida, Ixodidae. The transcript is spliced from 4 exons. The record is from RefSeq and is a predicted model, not a curated record. The coding region runs from base 15 to 1535 and encodes 506 amino acids. Gene Ontology annotation, molecular function: iron ion binding; oxidoreductase activity, acting on paired donors, with incorporation or reduction of molecular oxygen; monooxygenase activity.
UCUGAAUAUCUACAAUGAUGGUGACAUGGGAGUUGGUAAACACCGCCUUGGUCGCGCUGGUGGUGAUGGUAGCCACGUCCUGGGUCAUUUCGCGCCGCCGGCAGCACAGCCUCUUCUCUGGACUGGGAUACCCGGGCCCUCCGCCGGAUCUCGUGUGGGGCAGCUGGAAGCAACUGCAGAAGGACAGGAUACCGGUGAUGGGAGAAUGGAUACGCAAAUAUGGCAAGAUCUUUGGGUUCUACCUCGCUGAGAAGCCCUACAUGGUCAUCACAGACGUCGAUGUUAUCAAGGAAAUAUACAUCAAGGACAGCCGAAUAUUCCAAGAUAGACCAUUGUAUGCCCUCGACAAGGAACCCAUGACGAGCUCUGUCUUUUUUGUCACAGGUGCCGAGUGGAGAAAGGUGCGCUCUAUCAUGAAUCUCGGUUUCACAGCCGCAAAAGUGAAACUUUACUCCCGCAUCGUGAACAAGUGCGCAGACGUGUUCGUCGACCUGCUCGGAGAACUCUGUUCUAAAUCAAAGGUCGCUGAGAUGUAUGGGCUCACGCAGAGUUUGGCGCUUGACAUCAUCACGAAGGCAGCAUUAGCCUGGGAGAUUGACUGCCAGCGAGACAGCAAGGACCCUUUCCUCACGUGGAUGCGCAAGGUAUUCGAACAGGCGGACAAAACUGCUCUCGAGAGCUCAUUCGCAUUUCCCGCUCUGCGCCCGCUCUUUCUCCUGUUCUACCCACUGUCGUCCUUCGCUCGCUGCAUGAAGAAAAUGAUGGACGACGUAGACAAAAUCACCGAGCAGCGCCGUGCGGGAAAAAGGCCCCGCAGCGAUGACAUGAUACAGAUGAUACUGGACGCACAGGACAACGCAAAGAACGGCAGUCACGCCACCGGCCAGAAGGUUAAAACUCUGGAAGACCGCCACGUCAGUUCCAACGCCGUUGUCCUUCUUAUAGCUGGCUUCGAUACCACCGCGUCGGCGCUCGCCUUCCUAAUGCACCUGAUAGCCAAGCACCCCGAAGAACAAACGAAGAUCUUGAACGAACUCGACGAACGCUUUCCGGGUGUACAAGAACUAUCGUUCGAGCAGCUACAUGAGUUGGAGAGACUGGACAUGGUGGUCAACGAAGCCCUACGCCUAUACCCUCCUGUUCCACUCAUGGUGGCGCGACGUUGCAUUCAAGACACGACGGUUCUCGGGCACUUCAUUCCUGCCGGCGUGAACAUCAUCGCGCCUGCGUGGUACGUCCAUCGCGACCCGGAGCUGUGGAAGGAUCCAGAGAAAUUUAGGCCGGACCGAUUCUCGGAGGAAGAGUCGAAGAAGCGCCACAGCGCCGCCUACUUUCCUUUCGGCUUAGGUCAGAGGACCUGUCUCGGCAAACGAGUCGGACUGCUGACCAUGAAGACUACCUUGAUAAAGACUCUGAGAGACUACAAGCUUGAAAUCUGCGAAAAAUCGCAAGAUCCCUUGCUCAUGACUGUUCCGAGCCUGGUGGGUAACCCGAUGGGCGGCGUGCAUCUGAAGCUUACUCCACGGCAUGCUUGAGCCGUGAUCAACGCAGUUGAAAUCUCUCAUAUCCAAUGCCUGCGGUAAGUCUGAAAAA